UGUUGGAAUCAAUUUAGCUAAAUGCAAACUUAAAUCAAGCUGUAAUUCAAACUAGAACAUGUAACAUAGUUUUGCUCACGCUCGAUGCAAGAUCGAUUAAUGCCAAUUUCAUGUAGCGCUAUGAAGUCCAUCGCAGUAGACUCUACAUGCUCGGCUCAAUUUGGAAAGAGGCUUGAAACUGUUGUCAAGCCAAUUUCAAUUCAAACUCGAUCACACCGGAGGCGGUCAGAUCACUUAAUCGGUGCAAAUGGAGUGCUACCUUCCGAUUGGUCUCCGCGGAUCUCCUCCUCCUCGGCUUCCUUGAACCCGGCCGGCUUGGACGGCGAUGCCGAAACGGAGGAGCGAGCCCCGCCCUUCCUCGGCCACUUUUAUUGCGCCGGCGACCUCGACACCGACGCCGGCGAGUGGGUCCCGCCCUUCUCCUUCCCCUCCUUCCUCAGGUAUGCAUCUUGCAAACCAUAAGCGAAGAAAAUUCCAAAAUGUGGAUCAAAGUUCCUCUUGCAAGCCUGAGAGUGCGAGCUUAUAUUCACCCAAACUUUUGAAAGGAAUGGAUGAUAGGAAGUAUGGGAGUGUGACCAAAGAAUAUGAAACUCUUCAUGCUCAGCGGGUUCAAAUGAUUAAUUUUCUACAAGCUCAGCAGUGUCCACUUGGUGAUCCCUGUUCAAGUCCAGGACUCAAGUCUUCUCAGUCUGUCUCAAUUGCUUGCUUUAAUCCAUCAAGUGAGUGUGUUGAAGGUAAUUCUGAUUCCACAAUGCAAAAGAAAAUGCGACACAUUACAAGUGGUAGCUCAUAUCUUUGCCCCAAAACCAAAGAACAUAAGAAUAAGACGUCGGUGAUAAUUAUUGAUUCUGAUGACGAAGAUGGAGUUUGCCGGAAAGGUACCAAGAAUUCUUGCAUUUCUGAAUGUCAGGUCCACGAGUUUCAAGCAUGGCUAUCAUCAGAAUUACAUUUAUGUUUGAGGCAAGCUGGCUUAUUAGCAUGGGAUGGUCAUUCUAAUCAGCCAGCAGCCAGUGAGCGGAAAAAUGUCAAAUUUGCCCAUGAUUUUGCUGCUACAGGCAAAGUGCCACCUUCUGUUCAGUAUGAGGCAGUUGUCUUAAGCAAAGUGAUGGAGAAGCAGCCAAUUCAAGAUCUUGAAAACCAGAAAUAUGAGGUCAGAAAAGGUCAAAAGGAAGAAGCUGAAACUUUCUGUAGCGAAGAUAAUGUGGCAAAAGAAUCUGAUGCUAGUUCAUCACCUGUUUCUUUUGGUGGCAGACAUGAUCAUAAAUCAAUCAUGGAACAUCAUGAUCAAGAUGUUAAGGGAGUUUCUGACAAUGAUGGUCUAGAAGAUCUUUGGAAAGAUAUGUCGCUGGCUAUAGAAUAUUCAAAGGGUGUUACAUCAUUGGAUGGAUCAGAACCUGUACUGGAAGUGCAACAAUGUAACCAUUCCUUUUUGCUUGAGGAUGACUUGGGUCUUGUGUGCCGGAUUUGUGGAGUAAUUGAGAAAAGCAUUGAGACCAUUUUUGAUUACCAAUGGAUGAAGGGACCUCGGGCAAUUAGGAUGAGCAUGUCUGGGUCAAAAAAAUCUAAAGAUGUAGAUGGACUUAAAUAUUCUGAAUCUAAGAUCUCUGAACAUGAACUUAUAGCUGCUGAUAUUUCUAUUCAUCCAAGACAUACAAAACAAAUGAAGCCCCAUCAAAUGGAAGGUUUUAGUUUCUUGGUCAAAAACUUGGUGACAGAGAAACCGGGGGGCUGCAUAUUAGCACAUGCUCCAGGAUCUGGUAAGACAUUUGUGCUCAUUAGCUUUAUUCAGAGCUUCUUGGCAAAGUAUCCCUUUGCAAGACCGUUGGUUGUUCUUCCCAAGGGGAUUUUAGAAACAUGGAAGAAGGAAUUUAAGCACUGGCAAGUGGAAGAUAUCCUUCUGUAUGAUUUCUACUCCUUGAAGGCUGAUAGUAGAUCUCAGCAGCUGGAUGUUUUGAAAAGUUGGGAAGGGAAUAGGAGCAUCCUGUUUUUGGGUUAUAAGCAGUUUGCAAAUAUUGUUUGUGGUGGUGUUGUUGACAGUAUAGCGGCUGCAUGCCAGGAAAAACUGCUGAAGGUACCAAGCCUUCUGAUUCUGGAUGAAGGCCACACUCCUAGAAAUGAAAAUACCGAUGUGCUGCACUCGCUUGCAAAAGUUCAGACACCACGUAAAGUAGUACUAUCAGGAACCUUAUUCCAGAAUCAUGUAAGAGAGGUUUUUAAUAUAUUGAACCUUGUAUGCCCAAAGUUCCUGAAGAUGGAGUCUUCUCGUGCUCUUGUUAAGCGCAUCUUGAGCAGGGUAAAAAUAUCAGGUAAUAGGAGGUUGUCUAGGAAUGGUACUGAUAAUUGUUUCUAUGAUUUGAUUGAGGAAACUCUGCAGAAUGAUGACAGCUAUAAGAGGAGAGUUACAGUAAUACAGGACCUCCGUGAGUUAACAAAGAAUGUGCUUCAUUACUAUAAAGGUGAUUUCUUGGAGGAACUUCCUGGGCUUGUUGACUUUACUGUACUUUUGAAUCUCAGUUCCAAGCAGAAAGAAAUUGUCAGAGAGUUAGGAAAAUUUGAAAAGUUCAAGCGAAGUUCUGUGGGAAGUGCCAUCUAUAUCCACCCAAAGCUCAAGGAUAUUUCAGAAAAUGCUGCGGGAGACAGAGAUAGCAUUUUCAGUGAUGAGAAGUUUGAGAAUAUCUUAGAUUCAAUGAAUGUAAGAGAUGGUGUGAAAACAAAAUUUUUCCUCAAUUUAUUGUCUCUGUCUGAGUCUGCUGGAGAGAAGCUAUUAGUGUUUAGCCAUUACCUUCUCUCAUUGAAGUUUUUGGAGAGGUUGGUAAUUAAUAUGAAGGGUUGGCGUUUGGGGAAGGAGAUUUUUAUGAUCUCUGGCGAUUCAAGUUCUGAGCAUCGAGAGUGGUCCAUGGACCAAUUUAACAAAUCCACUGAUGCCAAAGUUUUCUUUGGUUCAAUCAAGACCUGUGGGGAGGGCAUAUCUCUUGUAGGUGCAUCACGGAUUGUGAUUUUGGAUGUUCACCUGAACCCUUCAGUUACCCGUCAAGCAAUUAGCCAUGCAUUUCGACCUGGCCAAAAGAGAAAAGUAUACACUUACAGAUUAGUGGCUGCUGAUUCCCCAGAGGAAGAAGAUCAUAGCAUGUCCUUCAGGAAAGAGCUGAUGUCCAAGAUGUGGUUUGAGUGGGAUGAAUAUUGUGAUCAUCAAGAAUUUGAGUUAGAAACGGUUGACAUUUCAAACAGUCAGGAUAUGUUUCUAGAAAGCCCCAAUUUGAGAGAAGAUGUGAAGCUGUUGUAUAGAAGGUGAAUCCCCAUGACUUAUUCACAGGACUUUUGACUUCUGAUAUCUUAGCUGACUGUUGCAACUGACUUGUUACAGUAUGAAUCACAAUCUAAAGGGACUGAUGAAAAUUGGCAGCUGCACUUUAUGUUUUGUGACUAUAGAUGCUUUUUUGAAGCUGUUUGGGGGCUGAUCAAUUGAAUGCAGAUGGUGAAUGUUGUCAACACUGUGUAUCUGUAUAGCUUUUUGGUUGUUAAUCAUUCUGCAAACCAUACAUGUGCUACUUCAUAUUAUGUGCCCAGUUUGAUGAGUUUGCCAUCUAAAGGUAUAGAGAGACUUCGAUAUGACAGCUUCAUUCAACCUUCUGCUGUAAAUAAUGCAUAAAUUUUUUCCAUGUUGAAAGAUAUAGCCUGUGCCGUGGUUUCCCGUCGCAUGCUUAUAGAUAUCUAAGGAAAUUUCUAGUAGUUUAUUGAAAAUGUUGCAGUAAAUCUAAAUACAAUCUGAAUACUUUUGAGUGCA
Molecule: messenger RNA, 3784 nt
Organism: Elaeis guineensis (African oil palm)
Lineage: Eukaryota; Viridiplantae; Streptophyta; Magnoliopsida; Arecales; Arecaceae
Source: RefSeq, a predicted model, not a curated record